Cuscuta campestris is the source of this 1267-nucleotide messenger RNA. The record is from the annotation of a GenBank genome assembly. NCBI's taxonomy places the organism in Eukaryota, Viridiplantae, Streptophyta, Magnoliopsida, Solanales, Convolvulaceae.
AAGCUCACCCGGUAGAAGUCUUGACUGACCAAUCGCUGGGUGCAGUGUUGCGAAAUUCAACGUCCUCCGGGAGGAUGGUGAAGUGGGCAAUGAUGUUAACUCAAUUCCACAUUGAGUACCGGCCGAGGUCGGCAAUUAAGGGACAGGCCCUUGCCGAUUUCCUAGUAGAAAUGACCAGUCUAACUCCAGACUUACCGGUCAACAAGCCAACUGAGCAAUGGUGGGAGAUGGCAGUUGAUGGGGCAUCCGGUCCUAGAGGAUACAGAGGUGGUGUCGUGUUCACCACACCAGAAGGAUUCAAGAUCUACCAUGCAAUCGUCUUCAACUUCAAGCUGACGAACAACGAGGCGGAGUAUGAAGCUCUGGCUGGAGGGCUCAGGCUUGCCCAAGCCCUGAAAAUCAGCCGGGUCAGUAUCAAAUCUGACUCUAGCCUGAUAGUAGGACAGGUGACCGGUAACAUGGAAGUAAGGGAAGGACGCAUGGCACAAUACAAGGACCUUGUACUUGCCCUGUUGAAAGGCUUCGAAGAGUUCAAGAUCGCCCAGAUUCCCCGGGCGGAGAACGCGGAUGCAGACCUUCUCUCCAAAUUGACGCAGUAUGCUCCCGAGCAUGUUUCGAAACUUGCCUGGGUAGAGAUCCUUGACCAUGGAAGCAUCGAGAAAUUGGAAGUCGACGCUAUAACGGUCGGAAGCCAGUUUGACCGGUCAAACUUGGUCGGGGCGGACGACCAUUGGAUGUAUGAUCUGAUUGAAUAUUUGACGGAUGGGAGCUUGCCAGAACUAGAUGACCGGGCAAGAAAAGUGAAGCUCAGGGCACCCCGAUUCCAGAUUCUUAAUGGAAAGCUGUAUAAAAGGGCAUUUGGGGGGCCACUCCUGAGAUGUCUAACCAAGCGGGAAGUUGAGCGAGUCAUAGCGGAAGUCCACGAAGGCGUAUGCGCAGCGCAUCAAAUGUCCCGUACGCUUUCCCAGCGAAUCAUCUUGUUGGGAUAUUACUGGCCAACAAUUGUCCAGGAUUGUGAAAGGUACGUCCAGAAAUGCAGGACGUGCCAAGUAUUCUAUAAGUAUCCUGGUAGACCGGCGACCUACUACCACCCCGUAUCGAAUGUCGUCCCAUUCGCUAGAUUCGGGGUUGAUAUCAUUGGAGCCUUCCCAGUCGCCCAAGGAGGGAAGAAGUUUGUAAUCGUAGCCAUCGAUUACUUCACCAAGUGGAUCGAGGCCGAAGCAUUGGCCAGCAUUACCACGCAACAAUGCAAGAAAUUCAUUUGGAA